Messenger RNA from Anolis sagrei ordinatus, 3687 nucleotides. It is a transcript of the gene SAXO4, whose product is annotated as stabilizer of axonemal microtubules 4. Gene Ontology annotation, molecular function: phosphatase binding. NCBI's taxonomy places the organism in Eukaryota, Metazoa, Chordata, Lepidosauria, Squamata, Anolidae. The record is from RefSeq and is a predicted model, not a curated record.
AUGCUUAGUGGUCAGUCAUCUUCAAUCUCUCUUUGUGCAGGAAAUUCGUACCUGAGACCAUCGCUCUCUGUAUCUUCAGAGAAGAUGGGGCGGCUCCCUUUGGGGGUUGUUUCUCCCUAUGUAAAAACCAGCUCUGGUGGUAGUAUGGACCCAAUGAAAUUCUAUUGCACCAGCUAUGGCACAGCUUAUGGUCGGGAAGGGUUUCGUCCUCGGACUGGUUUCCACUCUGGAGCUGGUUACAAAGCCAACUACCGUCCUGUUGUUCAAUACAAACCAAGCCUGGACAAAUUAGAUAAUCCAGCUGUGGGGGCUCUCCUUCAAGACAACUACGAAUCAACAACUACCAAGCACUUCCAGCCUUUCCAGCUCCCAGAUGGGAAGUAUCCUCUGCCCUGGAAUGUACACCAGUCGGGGAGCGGGUAUGUCCGGGAAAAACCCCUUUCGUUCCCUACCACCAAAACCGUCAAGCAAGUCCAUUUUGAUACAGCGGACCAAGGAUCAAGUUCUAUACCAGGGCUGGAGCCCAGAUAUACUCCUGAUCUUCACAAACUACAGGGAAAAGGCUCUAUUGAUGUGGAAAAUGCCAGAUACGGACCUCGCUACAUGUCUACAGAGUAUGGCUCCAAGUUCCGCUACAAUAUCCCAGGACAACCAGAUUUCCUGCAAAAGAAAACAAUUGGAGCCAAAGAAGAGACAGGAUUCACUGAAGGUUGCUUCGCCAACCCCAUUUUGGACAAAGCAGCAGCUCAGGCCAGCAUGCCGGGGGUCAGCAUUACGAAGACAGAUUAUCUGCCAUCCUCUUUUCCCCAUGGUGACGAGUUUCUCCCAGUCCUUUCCAAAGGCUCUGAAAGGGGGUCUGGAUUCAGUCGGCAGAAUAAUCUUGGACCUGGUACUGAAGAAACCCCACCCAGUGCAGAGGUGCCAGGCCCUCUGAGCCACUCUCAGUACCAAGGGCUUCAGAGGCAACCUCAGACGCGGACCAGCCUUCUAGGACGGGAAUAUGUGGGCAACAAGGAGCUAACAGGAUUCAGCCACAAUAACCUCAGUUAUGUGACACCAGCGUAUGAUCCUAAUCAUGCCAACAGGUUCCUGACUAGCUACAAUUCCAAGUUUUAUGAAAACAUACCAAAGGGCGUGGACAGGGAAGGCUGGACACGGGGAGGGAUCCAGCCACAGCAGGCAGGGGGGUUCGCUACCAACAACCAUGCCACCGAUUUAGGCACUGAUCCCAAUGCCACAGAGACCUUGAGGACUGUUCACCCCCAUGUUGGAAGGACCAUCACAACCGUUGAUCCAUUUUAUCGUGAUUCUCCCCACGACCGCCGCUUCACAGCUCUCCAUCAGACAACUGUACCCAAUUAACCUCUGCUCUGAAUUAUGCAGCUCCUUUGAACUUCAGGUCUAUAUCCCACUGGCUAAAGAAAAACACCAGUGAUGAUGCUCAAAAACUUUAAUCUCAAAAGUUUUUUUGUUUUCAACGAAUUAAAACAUACCUUACUGAUAUAUCUGAUGUCACAAACACUCAAAAUGGAUGAAGGAAAAUCUUUAGAAGCUGGAGUAAAUAAGGUUUUUGGGAAGAAUUUGGGAAGACGUUAAGACUUGGAUCAUAAGCAGGAAAUGGGGAAGAAUGACAGUGUGGCUUUAUAUACCAUGUGAUAGAUGUAACACAGUUUUAAACAUUUAGGUAUAUUAUAGGUAAUCAAUUUGUCUCUCCAAUUUUCAGUUUCAUCGCUAAAUUUCUCCACUCUACUGUUCCCUAAGAUCAAAGAACAAUAUCACUAUCUUGGAUUAAUAUCUCACCUCUCUAAGAGGCAUACAGUGCUUGUGAGCUGCUUGACUAUUAUUUAUUUAUUUAUUUACAGUAUUUAUAUUCUGCCCUUCUCACCCUGCAGGGGACUCAGAGUGGAUUACAAUGUACACAUAUAUGGCAAACAUUCAAUGCCAAAGACACACAACAGAUAUAGACAAAUGGUCAGAGGCUAUUUAACUUUUCUGGCCGCCAGGGAAGCUGUCGCAUUCCUCAUCCAUCUGUGACACUGAUGAAGUACUUCCGCAUUCCCCCAUUCCCCGCAUGCUUUUUGCUGGAGUGCUUUGCUGGAGUCUUUGUUAUGGCCUCGUAAAUUAGUUAAAUUUGCCUCCCCACACAUAGGUCAUACCUAAUUUUCCUACUUGACAGAUUCAACUGUCUUUUGGGUUGCAAAGGUCGACAACAAGCUACACAAUUGGUCGGAAGCUCACUCUGACCCGGGCUGGCUUCGAACUCAUGACCUUAUGGUCAGAAGUGAUCUUAAUGCAGCUGACACUCAGACAGCUGUGCCACAGUCCCCACUUACACUGCCAUAUAAUGCAGUAUCAAUUGCUCCUCUGUCUGUACAGAACUUCAUUUUUCAGCAACAGCACUGUAAAAAUUGUUUUGUCUGACAGUACAAGCUGGCUCACUGAAAUGGUGGGAAUUGUGUAGCCCUCUAGAUGUUGUCAGACUGCUAAUUCCAAUAGGCCUUGCUAGCAUAAGGAAUGGCGAGACAUACUGAGAGCUGCAGUUCAGCAAGAGCUUGAGGACCACACAAUUCCUUCCCCGGUGUUACAUUUUCUAAAUGGUAUUAUUUAGUAAUAUGUUAAUUCCAAUAUUGUGGUAUUAGCCUAUGUGACUGUAUGAUAUUCUCUGUCUUUGUAAGUAUGAGUUUAAUAUCAGUUAAACACACACAUAGAGGAUUCCUCGUACCCCUACAAGUUGUGAUAAAAUAUCAUGCAACAAAACUUUCAUAUGCGCCCUUAUGCUAUGAUACACCAAUUCAUCAGCUUACGUAGUCAGUAGGAUCCUGCUGCUUUCAUUCAAUGAACAUUCACACAGUUGAGAGAACAUUGUGUGGUGUGAAACUAACAGAAGGUGCAUGCUGAGCUGGAAUUCCCUGCAUCCUUCCAUUAUCUUUUGGUUACUUAUAGCAAAGACCAUUCUCCCACAUGUGCCCUUACCCCACCAUCACGCGCAUGGUUACAUGAACUCAGAUUCACUUUCCCCCCCUUUUCCAGCAUGGAACUGACACCUUGGUGUCGCUUCCCGUUCAGGUGCAAGGCACACCAUCUCAGCUUUUGUUCUCAGUUUUCUAUCCAGUAAUAAUUGGUGCUAUAGUGUGCUCUCUUCCAUUUUCCAUUUCUCACAUUUCUCUCUGUGGAUGAGUUUUCACUCCUAGUGAAUGUUUCAUGAGCUGGUGGCGCAGGUUGCUCUGACACUGGAAAAAUACUUCUCGGUGCCACACACAGCAGCUUCACGUUCAGGGUAAUGCUAUCUGGCACCCAAUCAGCUUUCCACUGUGCCCUGGAAUGUGAUAACAUAUCUGAUGUAUUCAAACUGAAAGGCUCUACUAUUUUACCCAGCAAACCCUACACUGUUGUCCUAGAACUUGCUUUGCAUCUAGUCGCUACCUGGAAUGCAUUUGUUGCUUGAUGCUGAAACAUGAUUGAUUCAAAGAUGAGGCAUAUGGGUGCAUAAACAGUUAAAAAGCCAGCUUAAUUAUACUUUAUAAGGAAAAGAAAGUACCUCUAUUUAGAAACCAUCAAUUUCCCACCCUAAGUACUGUUUGGCCGCCUCUGCAGACAUAUGUGGUGAAUUUAAAGUCAGCAUUUGCAAGCAAAUAUAUGCAUUAUUUUAAUUAUUUGGGAUGCCAUUAAAAUUAACCUUUAUUGUGA